CCCCCCCCCCCUCUCUCUCUCUCUCUCUAGUUUCUCUCUCUAGCCAUUGCUAAAGACAUUGAGGUUGGAAGUGGGAACCCAGCCAAGGACUACCAGGAUCCUCCGCCGGCGCCGCUGAUUGACCCAGAGGAGCUAGGGAAGUGGUCAUUCUACAGAGCCAUCAUAGCUGAGUUUAUUGCCACCCUCUUGUUUUUGUACGUCACUGUGCUCACUGUGAUUGGUUACAAGCAACAGACUGACACUACCCUAAAUGGAAACCAAUGUGGUGGAGUUGGCAUUCAUGGUAUUGCUUGGGCCUUUGGUGGCAUGAUCUUUGUCCUUGUUUAUUGCACUGCUGGCAUCUCUGGGGGCAUAUAAACCCUGCAGUCACAUUUGGGCUGUUUUUGACAAGGAAGGUGUCACUGAUGAGAGCCAUAUUGUACAUGGUGGCUCAGUCGUUGGGAGCCAUAUGUGGUGUUGGGCUUGUUAAAGCUUUCCAAAGUGCUUACUAUACCAAGUAUGGUGGUGGAGCCAAUAAGCUUGCCGAUGGCUACAGCACAGGCACUGGGUUGGGUGCUGAGAUUGUUGGCACCUUUGUUCUUGUCUACACUGUCUUGUCUGCCACUGAUCCGGAGCUAAAAGCAAGAAAUUCCUAUGUCCCAGUAUUGGCACCACUGCCAAUUGGGUUUGCUGUGUUUAUUGUGCACCUUGCCACAAUCCCAAUCACUGGCACUGGUAUCAACUAG
Malus domestica (apple) is the source of this 725-nucleotide messenger RNA. The record is from RefSeq and is a predicted model, not a curated record. Lineage: Eukaryota; Viridiplantae; Streptophyta; Magnoliopsida; Rosales; Rosaceae.